This is a messenger RNA of Galeopterus variegatus (Sunda flying lemur), 3083 nucleotides long. It is a transcript of the gene TUBGCP2, whose product is annotated as tubulin, gamma complex associated protein 2. Bases 75 to 2792 code for a protein of 905 amino acids. Gene Ontology annotation, molecular function: gamma-tubulin binding; microtubule minus-end binding. Gene Ontology annotation, cellular component: gamma-tubulin small complex; centrosome; spindle pole. Lineage: Eukaryota; Metazoa; Chordata; Mammalia; Dermoptera; Cynocephalidae. The transcript is spliced from 17 exons. The record is from RefSeq and is a predicted model, not a curated record. Gene Ontology annotation, biological process: mitotic cell cycle; spindle assembly; cytoplasmic microtubule organization.
UUUAACUUUAUAAACAGCUUUCCUCUUACCAUUAGGAGAACAUAUUGUGAUAUUGGUGUCUUAGAGCUAAAACUAUGAGUGAAUUUCGGAUUCACCACGAUGUCAACGAGCUGCUCAGCUUGCUGCGUGUCCACGGAGGAGAUGGGGCCGAGGUCUAUAUCGACCUGCUGCAGAAGAACAGGACCCCAUAUGUCACAACCACCGUCUCUGCUCACAGUGCCAAGGUUAAAAUCGCAGAGUUUUCUCGCACUCCGGAGGACUUCCUAAAGAAAUAUGAUGAACUGAAGUCUAAAAACACGAGGAACCUUGACCCGCUGGUGUACCUGUUAUCAAAGCUCACAGAAGACAAAGAGACGCUGCAGUAUUUACAACAGAAUGCGAAAGAGAGAGCGGAGCUCGUGGCCUCUGCGGCAGCCAGCAGCACUACCAGCUUCAACGUCCCCGCCACAGCCUCCAAGAUCUCCAUGCAGGAGCUCGAGGAGCUGAGGAAGCAGCUCGGCAGUGUGGCCACGGGCUCCACGCUGCAACAGUCUCUGGAACUUACCAGAAAGAUGCUUCGAGACAAGCAGAGCAAAAAAAAUUCAGGCCAGCACCUCCCUGUCUUCCCAGCAUGGGUAUAUGAGAGACCUACACUGGUUGGGGAUUUCCUGAUUGGCUCAGGUUUGAGCACAGACAUGGCUUUGCCGAUAGGCACGCUGCCCCUGGCCUCCCAGGAGUUGGCUGUGGUGGAGGACCUGCUGUACGUGCUGGUGGGCGUGGAUGGCAGAUACAUCACUGCUCAGCCCCUGACUGGGAGGCAGAGCCGGACCUUCCUCGUGGACCCCAACCUGGACCUGUCCAUCAGGGAACUGGUGGGCAGAAUCCUCCCUGUGGCUGCCAGCUACUCCACUGUGACCAGGUUCAUUGAGGAGAAGUCUUCCUUCGAGUAUGGGCAGGUGAACCACGCCUUGGCAGCUGCCAUGAGAACCCUGCUAAAGGAGUAUCUGAUCCUUGUCACACAGCUUGAGCAGCUGCACAGGCAGGGCCUCCUGUCGCUACAGAAGCUCUGGUUCUACAUCCAGCCAGCCAUGCGCACCGUGGACAUCCUGGCCUCGCUUGCCACCUCAGUGGAUAAAGGCGAGUGUCUGGGGGGGUCGACGCUGAGCCUUCUCCAUGACAGGAGCUUCAACUACACAGGCGACAGCCAGGCGCAGGAGCUAUGCCUGUAUCUGACCAAGGCGGCCAGCGCACCCUACUUUGAGGUUCUGGAGAAGUGGAUCUACAGAGGGAUCAUUGACGACCCAUACAGUGAGUUUAUGGUCGAGGAGCACGAGCUGCGGAAAGAGAAGAUCCAGGAGGACUACAAUGACAAGUACUGGGACCAGAGGUACACUGUCGUCCAGCAGCAGAUCCCAUCCUUCCUGCAGAAGGUGGCGGACAAGAUCCUCAGCACAGGGAAAUAUCUGAAUGUGGUCAGAGAGUGUGGCCGCGAUGUCACCUGCCCCGUGGCCAAAGAGAUCAUCUACACACUAAAGGAGCGGGCGUAUGUGGAGCAGAUCGAGAAGGCCUUUAAUUAUGCCAGCAGGGUGCUGCUGGACUUCCUGAUGGAGGAGAAGGAGCUGUUGGCGCACUUGAGGUCCAUCAAGCGCUACUUCUUGAUGGACCAGGGUGACUUCUUCGUGCACUUCAUGGACCUCACCGAUGAGGAGCUCAGGAAGUCGGUGGAGGACAUCGCACCCACCCGCCUGGAGGCCCUGCUGGAGCUGGCGCUGCGCAUGAGCACCGCCAACACAGACCCCUUCAAGGACGACCUCAAGAUUGACCUGAUGCCUCACGACCUCAUCACCCAGCUUUUGCGAGUUCUGGCCAUCGAGACCAAGCAGGAGAAGGCGAUGACCCAGGCCGACCCCACUGAGCUCUCGCUGAGCGGCCUGGAGGCCUUCUCUUUCGACUACAUCGUCAAGUGGCCCCUGUCACUGAUCAUCAACAGGAAGGCCCUGACCCGCUACCAGAUGCUCUUCCGGCACAUGUUUUACUGCAAGCAUGUGGAGCGGCAGCUGUGCAGCGUCUGGACCAGCAGCAAGACUGCCAAGCAGCGCUCGCGGCACUCUGCAAAGUGGUUUGCCGGGGCCUUCACCCUGCGACAGCGGAUGCUGAACUUUGUCCAGAACAUUCAGUACUACAUGAUGUUUGAAGUGAUGGAGCCAACCUGGCACAUCCUGGAGAAGAACCUGAAGUCCGCCUCCAACAUUGAUGAUGUCCUUGGCCACCACACGAGCUUCCUGGACAACUGCCUGAAGGACUGCAUGCUGACCAACCCCGAGCUGCUGAAGGUCUUCUCCAAGCUCAUGUCCGUGUGUGUCAUGUUCACCAACUGCAUGCAGAAAUUCGCGCAGAGCAUGAAGUUAGACAGUGAACUGGCCCAGCCGACACUGGAGCACGGCACGAUGCUGGGGCCGCCCACAGAGGCCGAACGGGCCGAGGAGCGUUCCCGGAAGGAGCUCAGUAGGAAGUACCUGGCAGAGAACGCGGAUGCACCUCAGCUGGUGUCCAGCUUCGAGGCGACCAUCAGCAGGUUUGACAAGAACUUCUCCAGCCAUCUGCUGGACCUGCUAGCGCAGCUGAGUGUCUACAGCACCAGUGACUGUGAACACGGCAUGGCCAGUGUCAUCUCCAGGCUCGACUUCAACGGCUUCUACACGGAGCGCCUGGAGCGCCUGUCUGCAGAGAGGAGCCAGAAGGUGGGCCCCCCAUUGCCCAGCCUGCGGGGUCCCCCGGCACCAGCAGCCAGGGUGGCCGUUACCGCGCAGUGAGCCCUCAGCUGGGCUUGAGGAAGCGCGGGGACAAGCAGGUGCUACAGUGUGAAUGAAUCAGGAUUUUUAUGUCAAAUAUUCCUGGAAUACAUGUGUUGUAUAUGUUGUGACUGUUUCAGUGUAAUACAAAACCUGAAUUACCAUCUUGGCUUGGCUCAUUGGGUUUCAUCGUAUAGAAGCUGCCCAGACAAGAGCUAUGUCUCUGUAGAUUUGCUUAUGUUUGCUUUUAAAGGUUGAACUGUAACUUUUUUUUGGUGUUUUUGAUCUCAAAUAAAGACAAAGUGAAAACAC